Molecule: messenger RNA, 2710 nt
Organism: Sphaeramia orbicularis (orbiculate cardinalfish)
Lineage: Eukaryota; Metazoa; Chordata; Actinopteri; Kurtiformes; Apogonidae
Gene: spata20
Product: spermatogenesis associated 20
Exons: 16
Coding region: 33-2504 (823 amino acids)
Biological process (GO): carbohydrate metabolic process
Source: RefSeq, a predicted model, not a curated record
GUCUGCGGCUAAAGUAGCACCAGUGGAUUAGAAUGAUUAGCCUAGCAUGGCGGCGGGCCGCGUCCACAGUUAGCCGUGGGGAGCUCUCCCGUGUCUUAACCGCCGCUGACAGUCCACGGCCCCACGGACGGCUGUGCGCUGGGUGUUUCAGAGCCACUCCACACUCACUCAGAGACACAACACCGCCUCUCCUCCUCCCCCGUCCGGCCUUCCCCGUCAGUUUGCCCGUUUCCAUGAUCAUGGCGUCAGGGGGUGAAAGGUCGUCAUGUACCUCUGACAAACACACCAACAGACUGUCCAAUGAGAGGUCUCCUUAUCUACUACAACAUGCUCACAACCCAGUUGACUGGUAUCCAUGGGGACAAGAGGCUUUUGACAAAGCAAAAAAUGAGGAUAAGCCAAUUUUUUUGUCAGUGGGUUACUCCACAUGCCACUGGUGCCAUGUCAUGGAGCGGGAGUCUUUCGAGGAUGAGGAAAUCGGUAAAAUCCUCAGUGACAACUUCGUCUGCAUCAAAGUUGACAGAGAGGAGAGACCAGAUGUGGACAAAGUCUACAUGACAUUUGUUCAGGCCACCAGUGGCGGCGGAGGAUGGCCCAUGAGUGUGUGGUUGACCCCUGACCUUAAGCCGUUCAUCGGAGGUACCUACUUCCCUCCCAGAGACCACGGAAGAAGACCUGGACUUAAAACAGUCCUCAUGCGAAUUAUAGAGCAGUGGCAGAAUAACCGUCCUGCACUGGAGUCCAGUGGAGACAGGAUCCUUGAAGCUCUAAAAAAGGGAACAGCCAUUUCUGCAAACCCAGGUGACAGUCCUCCGCUGGCCCCUGAUGUCGCCAACCGCUGCUUCCAGCAACUGGCCCAUUCCUAUGAAGAGGAGUAUGGAGGCUUCAGAGACGCUCCGAAGUUCCCGUCACCAGUGAAUCUGAUGUUCCUCAUGUCCUACUGGUGUGUGAAUCGUUCCACUUCAGAGGGGGUGGAGGCUCUUCAGAUGGCCCUGCACACACUGCGAAUGAUGGCGCUGGGAGGCAUCCGUGACCAUGUGGCCCAGGGUUUUCAUCGUUACUCUACAGAUUCCUCCUGGCAUGUUCCCCACUUUGAGAAGAUGCUGUACGACCAGGCUCAGCUGGCAGUGGCCUACAUAACUGCCUCUCAGGUAUCAGGUGAGCAGUUUUUUGCAGAUGUUGCUAAGGACAUACUUCUCUACGUCUCCAGAGACCUGAGUGACAAGUCUGGUGGAUUCUACAGUGCAGAGGAUGCAGACUCAGUUCCAGCUUCAGGGGGAUCAGAAAAAAGAGAAGGGGCCUUCUGCAUCUGGACGGCCUCGGAGGUUCGGGAGUUACUGUCAGAAGCGGUCGAAGGUGCCACAGGACCGGCCACAAAGGCAGACAUCUUCAUGCACCACUACGGGGUCAGAGAGCAAGGAAAUGUGUCCCCAGAGCAGGACCCCCAUGGGGAGCUGCAGGGCCAGAAUGUGCUGAUUGUGCGCUACUCAGUGGAGUUAACGGCUGCUCACUUUGGCAUCAGUGUUGAGAAAGUCAAUGAGCUCCUGGCCUCAGCCAGAGCCCAAAUGGCAGAGGUGAGAAAGAGUCGGCCACGCCCACAUCUGGACACCAAGAUGCUGGCCUCCUGGAACGGGUUGAUGCUGUCGGCCUACGCUCGUGUCGGCGCUGCGCUGGGGGGGGACAAGGCUUUGCUGGAGAGGGCGGUGCAGGCUGGAAACUUCCUGAAAGAACACCUGUGGGAUGCUGCAACACAGACCAUCCUCAGGUCCUGUUACCGUGGAGACCAGAUGGAGGUGCAACACAUAUCUCCACCUAUCUCUGGCUUCCUGGACGACUACACAUUCAUCAUUGGUGGUUUGCUAGAUCUGUAUGAGGCCACACUGCAGAUAGAGUGGCUGCAAUGGGCCGAGGAGCUGCAGCUCCGGCAGGAUGUGCUGUUCUGGGAUGAGGAGGGUGGAGGAUACUUCUGCAGUGAUCCCAGCGAUGGCACCGUCCUCCUGCAGCUAAAAGAGGAUCAGGACGGAGCCGAGCCCAGUGCAAACUCAGUGUCGGCAUCCAACCUCCUGCGUCUGUCCCACUACACUGGACGACAGGACUGGGUCCACAGGUCCCAGCAGCUGCUGGCGGCCUUCUCCGACCGUCUGACCAGGGUCCCCAUAGCGCUGCCUGAAAUGGUCCGGGCCCUGAUGGCUCAUCACUAUACACUGAAACAGAUUGUGAUCUGUGGACAGAGAGAUGCUCCUGACACCUCCAGUCUGUUAGCGGUGGUCAACUCCCUCUUCCUGCCACAUAAGGUCUUGAUGCUUCUCGACAGCAGCGACGCAGACUCGUUCCUGUGCCAGCGUCUGCCCGCCCUCGCCUCCAUGUUCAGGAGUGACGGCGGCGGAGGGGGCGUGGCCACGGCCUACGUCUGCUCAGGCUUCAGCUGCUCGCUGCCCGUCACCGACGCCCUGGAGCUGCGCAGGAUGUUACUGGACGGGAUGGAUGAGACAGACGUGCAAUGAAACCUCCACAUCAGCAACAGAUGCCAGUUCAUGUCAACUGGACACUGUAAAAAACAUGCUUUACUGCAAAACCAAACGCGUCUGUUAGAAUGAGCUUUAAAAGUGAAUCAAAUGUACCAAGAAUGUGGGAUUUAUUCACAUUCAUAGAACUUUACCAAGUCUUUUAUGUUUUCACUGAAUCUGUCAUUUAGUUCAAAAAGAAAUAA